AUGAUCGUCGAGGCUCAAGACGAGAAGAGGAGAGAAGACGCAGGUCAAGGUCUCGAGACACGCCUGACAGGAGACGGGAGCGUAGCAGAUCCAGAGAACGGCAACACCGUGACCGUGACCGCGAUCGAGACAGGCCGCGAGAGAGGGAUAGGGAUAGGGAUAGGGACAGAGACAGGGAUAGGGAUCGAGGCGGAAGACACAGAGAUGCGAACGGGCAGAGCCGGCGCGAGAGGAGUAGGAGCCGCGACAAGCACCGAGAUUCCAAGGAUCACCGAGGCGAACGCUCCAAUCGGCAUUCACGCUCAAGGUCUCCCACGCGAAACGGUGGCGGCCCAUCAGUCCGGACACGGUCCCCUCUCCGCCGAAGCGAUCAUGACCGGGACCGAGCACGAGACCGGCCACCGAGAAAGGACGAAGAAGAUUGCAAGCAGACAACCGAGCGCAACGGUCAACGGCGAUUCAAUGGCCCUUGAAGACGACGACGACGAUAGUGCUCUCCUGCGGAAGAUGAUGGGCUUCACGACGUUCAAGACCACGCAGAACACAAAGGUGCCCGGAAACCAGAUUUACGGCGUCAGGAAGGAGAAGAAGACAGAAUACAGGCAGUACAUGAAUCGGGUAGGCGGUUUCAACCGGCCACUCAUGCAAGGUCACAAGAUCACAGAACGACUUGCAACGACGGCCAAAUGCGGAGAUAUCCAAGACGGUCUGGAAACCAAUCGGGAUAUCUACUACAGUCCGGCGCAGCCCAGCACCCAGCUGAAGAACCUGCGACACCUUGCCCCGUUUGAGCCGUGGCACCGGUCGAUUGAGAAGCGGAAGAUGGAGUUACAGCAACCAGAGCAGAAGCAGGAAUCGAUAUCCGGACCGCCUAGAGCACUUCUGCCGCCCGUUGAGAACACCACCUUGUAUCUGCGGCACGCCCAACAGCGUGAAAUCGCGUCGACAAUACCAUUACAGAGACAGUCGAAGGGUCGAAUGAUUCGGAAGAUCCAGACGUGGAAGCUCGCCAAUCCUCCGAUUGCAUAUCGUCAAAGGCUGGACAGGACUCCCGUGGGGAUAUGUGUGAACUUAUGA
Cladophialophora carrionii CBS 160.54 is the source of this 1077-nucleotide messenger RNA. RefSeq lists its product as uncharacterized. The transcript has 4 exons. Gene Ontology annotation, biological process: RNA splicing. The record is from RefSeq and is a predicted model, not a curated record. Bases 1 to 1077 code for a protein of 358 amino acids. Gene Ontology annotation, cellular component: precatalytic spliceosome. NCBI's taxonomy places the organism in Eukaryota, Fungi, Ascomycota, Eurotiomycetes, Chaetothyriales, Herpotrichiellaceae.